Carica papaya (papaya) is the source of this 1076-nucleotide messenger RNA. RefSeq names its product F-box protein PP2-B15-like. Gene Ontology annotation, molecular function: protein binding. Lineage: Eukaryota; Viridiplantae; Streptophyta; Magnoliopsida; Brassicales; Caricaceae. The record is from RefSeq and is a predicted model, not a curated record.
UAUAUAUAUAUAUAUUCCUAUAUAUUGUAUAAGCUGCAUGAAAGGAAGUGUAGAGAAAAGUACAAGGGGAAGAAGACGAAUGAUAUGGAGCAUCUACCAGAAGACUGUUUUUCAUAUGUAUUAUCUCUGACUUCUCCGAUUGAUGCAGGAAGAAUUUCAGCGGUUUCCUCCGUGAUUAAAUCUGCAGCUGAUUCAGACAAAGUGUGGGAGAAAUUUCUGCCGUCUGAUUAUUAUCAGAUUAUCACCAGACUGGUGUCUCCACCGCCUUGCUGCUCCUCCAUGAAAGACUUGUUUCUCAGGUUAUGUAACCCACAGUUAAUUGAUGGAGGUAAAAAGAUGUUUAAGUUGGAAAAAUCAAGCAAGAAGCUCUACAUAUUGAGCGCAAGGGAGCUUACAAUCACAUGGGCUAAUAAUCCUCUCUACUGGACAUGGAAAUCUGAUCUUCUUCACUCAAGAUUUGGAGAAGUUGCAGAGCUCAGAACAAUUUGCUGGCUGGAAAUCUAUGGCAACAUAAAAAUUAAAAUGCUUUCGCCGAGAACCCAUUACACGGCUUAUCUCAUCGUCAAGUUCGCAAACCGGGCAUUCGGACUAGACACGUUGCCGUCUCAGGUUUCAGUCGAGGUCGGCAACAAGAUCAAGUCGCGGAGCACAGUUUACUUGCGUUGCAGUCGCCAAGAAAGCACGAAGCGGGUUCUGGAGACCAUCAUGUUCUUGAACCGAGUGAGUGCACUGAGAUCGAGAGUAGUUGGUGCGGGAGGAGACGGUGGUGGGCGAGGAGUUGUUAGAGAGAGGGAAGAUGGGUGGGUUGAGAUUGAGCUUGGGAGGUUCUUCAAUGGGGGCGGCGAGGAGGAGGAGGAGGAGGAGGAGGUGAAGAUGUGUUUGAAGGAGGUGACCGGGGAGCAUUUGAAAGGCGGUUUGAUUGUUGAGGGCAUUGAGCUUAGGCCUAAUUAACAAGAUUAAUGGCCAUUAAGAAAAUAAUUAAUGGAGAUAAUUUUUUUUUUAUUUUCUUUUUUUAGGAAUAUUUUUUAUUUCCAAUUAUUAAAAUUAAGUACAUUAUUUUCUCUAAAUUUUUAAUU